Messenger RNA from Amborella trichopoda, 945 nucleotides. NCBI's taxonomy places the organism in Eukaryota, Viridiplantae, Streptophyta, Magnoliopsida, Amborellales, Amborellaceae. The record is from RefSeq and is a predicted model, not a curated record.
AUGGAGCUCACCGGGUCUCCCCAAGGUCCGUAUUACUUUGGAGAUCUUUGUGGCCUAGCAUUUUAUGGUGUGUUUCGAAGGAGAGGAAUAGAAGGUUUGAAGUUUCUCUGCUUCUCUGUUGCAUUUUUCAUAUGUUCUGGUUUCGAAAUUGAUGGUCAAACUGGGGGAUCAUGUCAGCCAACUAAUAAUACAGUUGCAAAGACCAUUAAUGUAGAUUGGGCUGGCAAUGGAGAUUUCAAAAACAUUCAAUCUGCUAUCGAUACUGUUCCUGCCCCAAACUCUCAGUGGAUUCGUAUUCUCGUCAAAGCCGGGAACUACAGUGAAAAGAUCAAGAUUAAUGCGAGCCAGAGCUGCAUUGCUCUUGAAGGAGAAGGAAUGGACAAGACCUUCAUUCUUUGGGAUGAUUAUGCACACGACAAUAUUUCCACGGUAACAAGUGCCACUUUCACUGUAAGGGCCACAGAUUUUGUUGCCAGAAAGAUAAGCUUCCAGAAUACUUUUCCCCGUAAUGUCCCUACACAGGGAGUUGCAGUUCUGGUUGGUGGUGAUAGGUCUGCAUUUUAUGAAUGCGGGUUUUACGGCUAUCAAGAUACAUUGGCCGAUUACAAAGGGAGGCAUUACUUCAAGGACUGUUACAUUCAAGGGUCAAGUGAUUUUAUUUAUGGCGAAGGGCAAUCCAUUUAUGAGAAUUGUAUGCUGUCUGUAGUUCCCACUCCCACUGCAAAUUCUAAUGGUUAUCUGGCGAUUACUGCUAAUGGACGAGAAUCAACAACAGAUGGUAGUGGUUUCAUCUUUAAAUCUUGUCAAGUGUUUGGUUCUCGUCUGGUUUAUUUGGGCAGAGCAUGGCAGAAAUAUUCAAGGGUUAUAUUUUCAAAGUCGAAUCUGACAAAUGUUGUGGCUCCAGAGGGAUGGAAUUCAUGGAGUUAUGGUGAAGACACACAGUAA